UGGUGGAGUUAGGGGCUGGGAGCAGAAGGGACUUAUACAGGGUCUUCAGAGUUUUGAAAGGGUCUUCAGGAAGAGUCUUACCGUGGAGUGAAUAGCCUGGCCUGUUAAGGGGUCAUUAAUGGAAAUUCUCUUCCAUAAAAUUACACUCGGCAGAUAAGCGAGAAGAAAGUGAUCGAGAUUUACUAAAUCGGGGUCUGACAAAGGCACUUAUAGGCGUUUGAUAGACAAUUUUUAUAUAACAGUCCCUAUAUUGGAUGGAUGGGAUCGGUUUAUGUGAAUUAAUUUAGGACUCCUUCAUACAUAUCUAUUUCUGCAUUAUAUAGUAGGAGAAGUCUAUAGGAUUGUCUGUAGGGCUGUCUGUGUUGUAGGGUGAUCAGGUAUAUAGGACCUUGUGCUAAGUAUAUCAGAAUCUAUAGGGGAUUUGGGCUGUUAGUGCAGCCAGAUUUUGGAACUGUCGCUACAUAAGUUUUUUUGGGGUACUCCAACGAUGGAGUUAAGUGGGGCCCCUUCCAGUUCCCAGGUCCCUCAGAAUCCCACUUCUGCCACCCUGCCAGUGACGGUGGCCGGGACUCUGAUUAGGGGUCCACAAUUACUCCUGAGGGCAGCAGAGAAGUACCCCCGCACCCCGAAGUGCGCCCGCUGCAGGAAUCACGGGGUAGUGUCGGCGCUCAAGGGCCACAAACGCUACUGCCGCUGGAAGGACUGCAUGUGCGCCAAGUGCACCCUGAUCGCGGAGCGCCAGAGGGUCAUGGCCGCACAAGUUGCGCUGCGGAGGCAGCAGGCGCAGGAGGAGAACGAAGCCCGGGAGCUCCAGCUGCUCUAUGGGACCGCCGAGGGGCUGGCACUGGCUGCGGCUAACGGGAUAAUUCCUCCCCGGCCAGCCUACGAAGUAUUCGGAUCCGUGUGCUCAGAAGGAGGUACAGAAUCCAAGAUCCAGAAGUUUGACUUGUUUCCCAAGAAUCUGAUCCCCAGAUCUGUUACCCCUCAGCAGUUGCCUUCUGGUACAAAGCCAGUGACCCCGGACAGUGAGUCAGUUUCGGGGAGCGGUCCGGGGGCCUCUUCACCAGAUGUUAGACCGGGUUCUGGCUCUGAAAAUGGGGAUGGUGAAUCUUUUCUGAGCUCCCCCAUCUCAAAAGUUUUGAAAGAAGGUGAGGAAAGCCCAAGCUCCAUCAGUCCAUUGGGGUCUGAAUCUGGGUCUGAUGUUGAAAAGGAUGAACAAGACCCGAGCUCUUCGUCUUCUGUCAGGCAGAGGACCCCUAUAGACAUUCUCACCAGGGUGUUCCCCACUCAAAAGCGGAGCGUUCUUGAACUAGUCCUGCAGGGCUGUGGGGGAGAUGUGGUCCAAGCCAUUGAACAGAUCCUAAAUAACAGGGGCCAGGAGAAAGGAGAUGAAACCUGGUCAAGAGAUGGGGCACUCCAGAGCAUUCAACCAUCAGUAUCAACUUCACACAGACCACUCAUUGCUGGAGCCAUCACACCUGCCAUAGGAACCUUAGGCAACAGAUCUGCCUUUUCACCUUUACAACCCAAUGCAACCCAUUUUGGCACAGACCCCAACACCUACCAGUUAGGUGGGCAUCUAGGACUGAACCCACUAAGGUUGGCAUAUUCUGCUCACAGCAGAGGACUUGCAUUCAUGACUCCUUAUUCUACUGCUGGAUUUAUGCCCACACUUGGCUUUCGCCCACCCAUGGACUAUGCAUUCAGUGAUCUUAUGAGAGACAGAGCAAAUGUCCACAAAGACCAAGUGUACACUAAUGGACUUUAUGGCCCUGUGGUUAACAAUACUACAGAGAAACAAUGACCACCAGGUUCUACAAAGCAAUACAAGUAUUUGGAGAUUGU
Molecule: messenger RNA, 1845 nt
Organism: Spea bombifrons (plains spadefoot toad)
Lineage: Eukaryota; Metazoa; Chordata; Amphibia; Anura; Pelobatidae
Gene: DMRTA2
Product: DMRT like family A2
Exons: 2
Coding region: 488-1804 (438 amino acids)
Biological process (GO): germ cell development; regulation of transcription by RNA polymerase II; sex differentiation
Cellular component (GO): nucleus
Molecular function (GO): RNA polymerase II cis-regulatory region sequence-specific DNA binding; DNA-binding transcription factor activity, RNA polymerase II-specific; protein binding
Source: RefSeq, a predicted model, not a curated record